AUGGGGAACUGCAUGGAGAGGUGCUCGCCGGCGGAAGAAGACGGCCCGGUGGCGAUGGAAGGAGCGGCUGGUGCGGCGGAGGCAGAGGGUGCAGGGAAGCGGAGCGACGGGUUGAAGGUGAAGCUGGUGCUGACGAGAGGAGAACUCGAGUGGCUUCUGCUCCAGCUCAAGGAGAAGAGGGAGAAGAAGCUGGAGGACGUGCUGGGGGAGAUCGGCAGACGGAGGGAGGCGAGGAGGAAGGGAAGAUCCGACGCCUGGAGACCUUCUCUUGAGUGCAUUACGGAGAUCUCGGAGCCCCGAUGUCUCUGA
Messenger RNA from Spirodela intermedia, 309 nucleotides. Lineage: Eukaryota; Viridiplantae; Streptophyta; Magnoliopsida; Alismatales; Araceae. The record is from the annotation of a GenBank genome assembly.